Molecule: messenger RNA, 824 nt
Organism: Sander lucioperca (pikeperch)
Lineage: Eukaryota; Metazoa; Chordata; Actinopteri; Perciformes; Percidae
Product: glycosyltransferase-like domain-containing protein 1
Exons: 4
Coding region: 315-554 (79 amino acids)
Source: RefSeq, a predicted model, not a curated record
CUAGCUUAAGCUAACUGAUGCUAAGUGAUGCUAAGUGAAGCUAACUGAAGCUAAGUGAUAACUGAAGCUAACUGAUGCUAAGUGAUGCUAAGUGAUGCUAAGUGAUGCUAACUGAUGCUAAGAGAAGCUAACUGAUGCUAAGUGAAGCUAACUGAAGCUAACUGUGUGCAGAGGUCUUCGGGGAGGCGCGGCGUGUGUUGGACAGCCAUAUCCUGAACUUCGGCUUCCUGUCCAGCAGAGAGGACUUCCUGCGGGUGUUGUGUGAGGCCGACGUGGUCGUCUCCACCGCCAAACACGAGUUCUUCGGAGUCGCCAUGUUGGAAGCGGUCCACUGUGGCUGCUAUCCUCUGUGUCCCAAGGCUUUAGUGUAUCCCGAAAUAUUCCCAGCAGAGUACCUGUACUCCACACCUGAGCAGCUGUGCAAACGGCUGCAGGACCUUUGCAGGAGGCCAGAGAUCGCCCGCAGACACGUUGUGAAGGUGGACGUGUCCCGCUUCUCCUGGGCGUCUCUGAAGGAGAGUUUUGAGACUCUGCUGACGGCCGACUGUCCCUAAACGCACCGGCUGUUCAUGAACGUACCGGCUGUUCCUGAAUGCACCGUUUGCUCUGAAGGAGGCGUUAUUAUGGAACCCACGCAACUUCUAGGAAGGACCCGCCCUUCAAUAGCAUUCACGCGCUGCUAUUGGCCAGGCGUCCAUGCUUUCGCUAGGUAACAUAACCUGAUUUGUUCAGGUCCUAACCCCAACCAAUCGGCUGCUUCGUGGGGCGGGACUUGCCUAGAACUUACGUGGGAUCCAUAACGCCUGAAGGAGUGUUGUGAGACU